CGCAUGCACAGUCUGCGGCCGCGCACAGCACGCUUAAUGCCCGGAUGGCGGCGGCGGCAGCUGCUACUGGAAGCGGGACACCCCGCGAGGAGGAGGGGUCUAGUGGGGAGACAGCGGCCCCGCAGCCACAAGCCCCGACGAGUGGGUCCGGGGCUCGUCUCUCCAGGCUGCCUCUGGCGCGAGUGAAAGCCUUGGUUAAGGCAGACCCCGACGUGACGCUCGCGGGACAAGAAGCCAUCUUCAUCCUGGCUCGAGCCGCGGAACUGUUUGUGGAGACUAUUGCAAAAGAUGCCUACUGCUGUGCUCAACAAGGAAAGAGGAAAACCCUCCAGAGGAGAGAUUUGGAUAAUGCAAUAGAAGCUGUGGAUGAAUUUGCUUUUCUGGAAGGUACUUUGGAUUGAUUGCUGAGCUGGGGACUUUUGUGAGCCUUUACCUGCAUCCUUCAGCUAGCCCUCUGCAGGCCUCAGCUUUGAAGAAGAGUCCUUGGAAAGUCACACACAUACUUUUCCUGUUCUCACUUCACCUAAGCCGGAAUAAACACAGAUCUCAUCUGUUAGUUUUUUCUCUGCAAGGUCUUCCACUGCUGUGUCUUCCAUUUCUGGCCUCGAUGCAGCUACUGCUGCUUGAGGCAGAGAAAAGGGAAAUAAUUUGUGUAGGUUGCUUAAUGAAUGGUAGGGACCAGAAUAAAGGUGUCUGAUCAAGCUC
This is a messenger RNA of Phyllostomus discolor (pale spear-nosed bat), 705 nucleotides long. RefSeq names its product DNA polymerase epsilon 4, accessory subunit (gene POLE4). Bases 45 to 401 code for a protein of 118 amino acids. NCBI's taxonomy places the organism in Eukaryota, Metazoa, Chordata, Mammalia, Chiroptera, Phyllostomidae. The record is from RefSeq and is a predicted model, not a curated record. Gene Ontology annotation, cellular component: epsilon DNA polymerase complex; nucleus. Gene Ontology annotation, molecular function: protein heterodimerization activity. The transcript has 4 exons.